GAUGCCCAGGUCACGGCUCAAGGUGAGCUGAGCUAAGAGGGAGGAUGUGGGGAGGGCUGGGGGGCUCCCAGCACCCGCUUGGUGUCAGGAUCAGUCCCAGACGCUUCCCUGCAGCCUGCUGGGGCCACGGGCAGGGCGAUCUCGGCGGGCAUCGUCCCUGGGGGAGCCGGUCCCUCUGCCCUGCUCCAUCCUUCCCUUGCAGUUCUCCACCGGCAGCCGCAGAACCCAGGAAGCUGCAGAAACGGGAGCGGGACCAUAGGAGAUGGCACCAGCACCGUGGAGAACAUCGGCUCAGAGCUGAGGAAAAGUCUCUGCGUGUCGGAGCUGCGAGAGGGUGAGGGGUGCAAGCUCUGCCCCAUGGGCUGGACGCCGCGUGGGACCAAGUGCUAUUGGGUCACCGACAGGACCAACUCUUGGAGCAAGAGCCGGGAGGACUGUGAGAAUCGGAGCGCCGAGCUGCUGACGCUGGGGGACCAGGACGAGCUGGCUUUUGUAAAGGGAAUUGUGCAGAAACCCAGGAGCUACUUCUGGAUCGGCCUCUUCCUCCCCUCUCCUGGGCAGGACUGGACCUGGGUGAACGGCUCCCGCCUGGACCGGAGCCGGUUCCAGCUGGGAUCCAACCCCCGGGAUGAAGGCAAAAUCUGCGGGGCGAUCAGGGGGGACAGGAUCGCCUCUGAGAGCUGCAGCUCGGGAUUGCAUUGGAUCUGCCAGAAAGAAGCCACCCUGCUCUGAGCCGGGGGCCGCGAGCUGGGUGGUGGCUCGCAG
This is a messenger RNA of Egretta garzetta (little egret), 765 nucleotides long. Its product is annotated as killer cell lectin-like receptor subfamily B member 1B allele C. The record is from RefSeq and is a predicted model, not a curated record. Bases 358 to 732 code for a protein of 124 amino acids. The transcript is spliced from 4 exons. Lineage: Eukaryota; Metazoa; Chordata; Aves; Pelecaniformes; Ardeidae.